UUGUUUGUGCGAACCAAAGAGGUGCAAAUAUAAAAUCGGCAAUAAGAGAUGUUGGAAACUACAUUGAUGAACAUACAAAGCAAAGAGGGUAUUUGGCAUCAGAAGGUGUUUAAUACAUUGUUGUAUUUCGAGAGAGCCGAAGUGAAGAUUCGUUGAAGGUCUCUGGUGCUGACUGACCAAAGUUUAAGGGGAUUUCCUCUGUAUUCCCAAUAGCAACUGUAUCAUCUCCUUCAGCCAUGGCUCCCUCACUGGCCACAGCUUUCUCCAGGCGCUGGUGGAUGGCAAUAACUGCAGUGAUUGAAAGCCUGCUGUUCUCUGCCGUGCUGCUCGGAUGGGGCUCACUGCUGAUUAUGCUGAAAUCAGAGGGCUUUUACUCUUUCCUCUGCAGAGAGCCAGGUAACAGUACAGAGCAGAAUGUGUCAGACAAUGGUACGACAACAAACCCUUCAGGUGAGGAGGAGUUCCUUCAGAUGAAUGGCUGGACCAUCUGUAAAGAGCAAGAUGAGAUGCUGAACCUGGCCUUCACCAUCGGCUCCUUCCUCCUCAGUGCCAUCACACUGCCCCUCGGCAUCAUAAUGGACAAGUACGGCCCACGCAAUUUACGACUGCUUGGAAGUGCCUCCUUUGCCUUCUCCUGCAUCCUGAUUGCAUAUGGAGCCAGCGACCCUAGAAAUCUCUCCAUCCUGAUCUUCUUCGCCCUGGCGCUGAAUGGGUUUGGAGGCAUGUGCAUGACAUUCACCUCGCUCACACUUCCCAACAUGUUUGGUGACCUUCGUUCUACAUUCAUUGCACUCAUGAUUGGCUCAUAUGCCUCAUCUGCUGUCACAUUCCCAGGAAUAAAGGUGAUCUAUGACCUCGGUGUUGCCUUCAUCACCAUACUGCUUGUGUGGGCUAGCUGUGCCGGCCUGGUCUUCAUCAACUGCUUCUUUAACUGGCCACUCGAGCCAUUCCCAGGACCUGAGGACAUGGACUACACUGUAAAGAUCAAGUUCAGCUGGCUGGGCUUUGACCAUAAGAUCACAGGCAAACAGUUCUACAGGCAGGUGACCACUGUUGGUCGGAGACUGAGUGUAGGCAAUUCCAUGAAAAACCCGCCAAAACAGUUGGCCACCCAGGAUGGCAAUAAACUCUGCCUUUCCACCCUUGAUCUAGAGGUCCAAUGCAAGCCUGAAGAGGAAUCCCAGUCCUUCAUGCGGAGCAUCUUCAGCCCCAUAUUCAUGCUCAGCCUCAUCACAAUGUGUGUGACUCAGCUCAGACUCAUCUUCUACAUGGGAGCCAUGAACAAUAUACUGGAGUCCCUUGCUGAAGGAGACCUAAACAAAGUGGAGAGGAUGGAAAUGGUGAGCAUGUACACAUCUAUCUUCGGGGUUCUGCAGUUGCUCUGUCUCCUGACGGCCCCCGUGAUUGGUUACAUCAUGGACUGGAAGCUCAAAGAGUGUGAGGAUGAGAAUGAGAAACAUGUUGCAAAGGAUCCUGCUCAACCAAAGAAACGUGACCGGCAGAUCCAGAAGAUUAGCAAUGCCACCCGUGCAUUCAUCUUCACUAACUUGCUGCUGGUCGGCUUUGGGAUGACCUGCUUGGUGCCAAACCUUCAUCUACAGAUUUUGUCCUUUAUGUUGCAUACCAUUGUAAGAGGCUUCAUCCACUCUGCAGUUGGCGGUUUGUACGCUGCUGUGUACCCGUCCUCUCAAUUCGGUAGUCUGACAGGAAUGCAGUCUCUUAUUAGUGCACUCUUUGCAUUGCUGCAGCAGCCCCUCUUCAUGGCCAUGAUGGGCCCACUGGAGGGGGAUCCACUUUGGGUAAACGUAGGGUUACUGGUCCUGAGCAUGCUGGGUUUCUGCCUGCCCAGCUAUCUUCUUUGCUACGGCAGGCAACUGCGCAGACAGAAGCAGGAGCGCGAAGAAGACCCCAAGAUCUAUGUACAGAUUAACAACAGCCCCAACCCUGAAGCCUUUGUCUAACUGUUCACACACAUAUGACAGCAGCCAGAAAGAGAGAGAGCAGGAGGAAGGAGAGAAACUGGGAGAGAGAUGACUGAAGGUCACAAGACGAGUGAUAAUACCUCCCUGAUCCCUCCAUCAGUCUGCACCUACACUCAAAAACUGAUGCAUUACCACAUCCCCCCACACACACACACAAACAUAUGUGACACACAAACAGGCACAAUUAAAGCCAAAGCAAGAGCGUUUCACCAUGUGCCACACAAACACGUUUACAUAUUCCCUAAACAAGUGGACUGAACAAACACUGUGAAAGGCAAGUCUCAGAGCUAAAGGCCACUUCCUCUGCUCUCGCCUUCUCUUCUUUAAUACAGAAGGCCAUACACCCAAAAAAUGAUGCACUUGUUCUGGAAAUAGACAAGGGCAACAUCUACACAUUAUGUAUUGCCGCCUGACAAGAAAGAAGAGAAAGGCACGCUCUGCCCUUCCCUCUUUUCCUGCGUUUAUCGUUUAUUUUUAGCAUUUCACUCAACGGUGAUACGAAAGGCGAACCAUUCAAAGCCCGUGAAAUUCUCUCAGAUUUGAGAAGUCCUUACGAUGCUUCCUCAACAGAGCAUUAUAUGUGUAUCACUCACUAGUGUUUAACCAGUAAUCAAGCUUGUUUGAUAUGCAAACUCAACCAAAACACUUUCCUCAUUGUUAGUUUGAAGAUUGAUUUUAAAUCAAUAUGAAGACUUUCCAUUUUCAUGCUCACAAAGCUCCUGAAAUGCAAGAUCUGUUUACAUUUUCAUUUCAGUUUGUUGUAUUUUUUUUUAUCAGUCAGACAAGCUGAAUGAGAAAAGAUGUGAACCCGCCAUUGCAGUUUGAAAAUGGCUAUACCAUAGAGGACCUUAUGGCACUUUUCCACUGCACGUUACGGUUCGACUAUGCUCGCUUUACUUUUCUGAGCUUGUUUUUCCACUGCAGUUUAGUGCCGUCUCAAUGUGGGUGGGGUUAUUAGACUGAUCGUCAUAGUUGCGCCGCCUCUACUGCUGUGACAUCAUCUUAAAAGCAACACAAAUAUUACUGUCCAUUAACAACAACACGACCGCUAGCUGUGAGCUACUAGCUCAUUGUGCUGCAUAAAGCAGUUGUUGCAUGGUGAAUUUAAAUGUGUAACAGUUGAAUUGGCCUGGUUGUUUUAGAAGCAAGAUUUCCAGUAGCUGGUCAACUAAUUAAAGUGAAGCUUUCAAGCAGUGUAUAGAGUUAAUGUAACAAAACAUACCAUCCUCCAUCGUGGACCCCAACAACGUUGUGGCCGAGUCCAGUGCACUCUCCCUCCCAUUGCCAUUGAUAGCGUCCAUUUGGUCGAACCACUUCAACUUUCUUCUGAUUGUACCACUCCGGCUGUUGUGGUCCUUGGUGGUUCUGUAGUCACUUUUAAGUUUUUAUUUUAUUUUUUUACUUUUUCCUACACCGUUGGUAGGUCCGGUAGUAGCCGUGUGCGGCCAACAGCUGAGACACUUCCUGAAAGACUUUUGUUUUGCAUCGUUUUGUUCGUCGCUAAUGAUAGGAUAGUCUGCACCUCGUUUAUUGACCACAGCAUGGUUUUGCUCACAGCCAUUUAUUUUUACAACUUGAAAGUUGUGUGAACAAAUUAUACUGCUAUCGCUGUUGCUAACUUUAAAACUAGCGGGUCAUGUGUCAAAUCCAGUGACGCUGGUUGUGACGAUUCUCUCUAACCAAUCAGUGAUCUGCAGGGAUUUGACGUCACAUUUAGUAUCGGUUCGGCUAGCUUGGAACCGAGGUGGUACUAAAACAAAGUACCAUGUACCAGGUACUAUCCACAGUGGAAAACCCCUAAAAAGCGAACAGAGUCCAGUCGAGCUAUACCGUGCAGUGGGAAAGCCCCAUUAGUGGGACAAUGUUCCCAGUCGUUAUCCCCCAUGAUGGCCCGGGUAGUUAAAACCACUUUAAAACAGAAAGAUACUGCACAAUCUCUGUCCCAGUUCUACCCUCUGCAAUUAGAGAAAUAUCAGGCCAUGCAGAAGGUUGCAGAGGCCAUAUGGGGUUGAAUCUAAAAUUAUAUUUUGGUUGAGGACUGGAUAAUUAUGGAUUUGCUUCACAUUCAGAUCAAGAGUGUCUGAUCUUCACCAGCAAUACUAUUCCACACUGAUCUUACAGUUAAUCUGAAGUUCUGCUCUCUAUACUACUUAUCCAUACAGCACUAUUGGUUGGUCUUCACUUGUUACCACAAAACAGUGUGUUUAUUUCCUCGUAUUAAUCAUUUGUUUUGACUUAAAUGUAAAAAAUUAUUCAGGGUGUUUCGCAUUUCAAGUAAUAAUAUUAAUUCAUAUCAGACUUAUCUACCUGCAAUAUGAUCCCUUCAAACUUUGCUCAGUCACAUGAUUAAGGUGCAUUGAAGGGUAGAAAUCGAGACAUGGUAUAAAGUAUACACAGUGUACUAGGGUAAAUAAAAGAUGUCAUGAUCUUGAAUAUCUUGCACUACAGUAAAAAAAGGUCUCAUAAUUACAAAGAUCCUUAUUUGAGCCAUUACAGAGUAUAUGCAUGCUGUUCCAUUCUCAGAUACAUACCCGUAAACAUGUUAGUCAUUCAAGAUACAAGAUUGAUGUUCUGGUCGGAUUACCAUUUAACAAAGGUGCUUAAGAGAGACGAGAGAGAGAGAGAGAGAGAGAACAAGAAUAGAACUGUUUUAUAUAUUGGUCAAGUAGUGGCCAUUUAGUUACUUCUACACGCACACACACACACCUUGUGGUGACAAGAACUUGAAUUUAAAGGGAUAGUUCACCCAAAAAUGAAAAUUCUCUCAUCAUUUACUCACCUUCUAUGGCUAUUCCAGAUGUGUAUGUCUUUCUUUCUUCUGUAGAACACAAAGAUUUUUAGAAGACUAUUUCUGCUCUGUAGGUUCUUACAAAGCAAGUAAAUGGUGACUAAAACUUUGAAGCUCUAAAAUCACAUAU
This is a messenger RNA of Xyrauchen texanus (razorback sucker), 4900 nucleotides long. RefSeq names its product large neutral amino acids transporter small subunit 4-like. The coding region runs from base 237 to 1961 and encodes 574 amino acids. NCBI's taxonomy places the organism in Eukaryota, Metazoa, Chordata, Actinopteri, Cypriniformes, Catostomidae. Gene Ontology annotation, molecular function: L-amino acid transmembrane transporter activity; neutral L-amino acid transmembrane transporter activity. The transcript has 15 exons. Gene Ontology annotation, biological process: neutral amino acid transport; transmembrane transport. The record is from RefSeq and is a predicted model, not a curated record.